AUGAAGGGCCGGCCGUCUGCGUCUUCUAAAGACGCUGACGGAUCCUCUGUCGACCACGACAAACCGCCGCCGGAAUCUGUCGACGAAACGGCCUUGUCCAACGACCGCCCCCAGCCGGAUAUUCCGCUCUCCCCUUCUUCUGCGAGGAGUAGACGCUCAACCAACAUUAGUUGGAAAGUAUCGAAAGAUCGCAAUGGCUCCGCCGACCCCCCUUUCGCCGCUACCACGAAACCGAACACCCUCGGUCGCGAUGCCAAGGGUUCGCCUUCUUUGAAUUCUUCUACUUCGAUAUCCAAUACCAGGUUACGUCGCAGGCUAUGGUCAAUCACCCCUCUCAUUCUGCUGGUGUCUGUCAUCGGACUUGGCUUGCUGUCAGCCAUUCUUUAUUCCCUGGUUACCCGGCAGCUUGACCCCAAGGGCUGCCGAAUGUCCUACAUGAGACCCAGCUAUAUCAAGUUCAGCGAAUUCGACACCGAACACACUCGUUUUGCUAGCAAGUAUUCUCUCUAUCUCUACCGCGAGCAGACGGUCGACGAUGACAAGUUAAGAGGUAUACCGGUGCUGUUUGUCCCCGGAAACGCCGGGAGUUACAAACAAGUACGUCCGAUCGCUGCGGAGGCCUCGAAUUAUUUCAACGAUGUUAUCCGGCAUAAUGAGGCGGCAAUCGCCGCUGGUACCCGCAACCUUGACUUCUUCACUGUCGACUUCAAUGAAGAUAUCACGGCUUUCCAUGGCCAGACUCUCCUCGACCAAGCCGAGUAUCUGAAUGAAGCAAUUCGCUACAUCCUCUCGCUAUAUAUGGAUCCCCGAAUGUCUCCUCGACCGUCUGAUACUCCCGAUCCUACCUCUGUCAUUGUUCUAGGCCACUCGAUGGGCGGAGUCGUUGCGCGAACCAUGCUCGUCAUGCCGAAUUACCAGUCUAAUUCCAUCAACACAAUUAUCACCAUGUCCGCCCCUCACUCUCAGGCUCCGGUCACAUUCGAUGGUCAAAUCGUGCAAAUAUAUGAUGCCAUAAACUCGUACUGGAGGAACGCCUACGCCGAGAAAUGGGCUAACAACAACCCACUAUGGCACGUCACUUUGGUGUCUAUCGCCGGAGGCGGUUUGGAUACUGUCGUCCCAUCUGAUUACGCUAGCAUCGAGUCGAUGGUCCCCGAAACCCAUGGAUUUACAGUCUUUACAACCACUAUUCCGACCGUUUGGACGAGUAUGGAUCACCAGGCGAUUCUGUGGUGCGACCAGUUCCGGAAAGUUGCCACUCGGGCCCUGUAUGAUAUAGUGGAUGUGAGCAGAGCAUCGCAGACUAAACCUCGCGCCGAGAGGAUGAGGGUUUUCAGAAAGUGGUUCUUGACCGGCUUGGAGCCUGAUGCUGAGAAGGCCCUACCUUACCAAGCACCAUCAACGCUUCUCACCCUUGGCGACAGCUCCAAUACAGUCAUCCCUGAUGGGGAAAGGCUUACAAUCAGACAGCUCGGCCGUGAUUCGAAACCCAGAGCCUACCUUCUGCCUGUCCAACCUCCCGGUUCCCCCAAGAGCACACGAUUUACCUUCCUUUCAGAUACCCCGUUGAGUUCCCCUGGGGGUAGUGGUAACUUGGAGGUGCUUCUCUGUAGUGUUGCCCCGCCUCAGCCUGGUCAGUCUACCUUGGCACUCCCGAUAAGCGUUGAUCUUUCGACAGAUGGCGACGAGUCUGCCAAGUUUGUCUGCAACAGCGCAGCAUCCGAUCUCAUUAUACUGCCCCGCUCGACACCAUCUUCAAAGUAUCCGUUUACCCCGGCUCAGGAUCCGGAGAAUCGCCCUUUUUCCUAUCUCGAAUACAACGCAGAGGAGUUGGCAGACCAUCAGUUUGUUGUUGUUUUAGACAAGUCGACGUCACCUACAGACGGGUUUGUUUUGGCAGAGUUUGCGGAUCAUGCCAGCUCCGUGAGAACGAAAGACGUCGUCCUUGAAGACUUGCUCGCGUUUGGCCUGACCAUGACCCUGCUGCCGAAUCGGUCUACCGUCUCGCACAUUCGCAUUCCUGCCAUCGAGUCUAGUCUGCUCGCCUAUAACCUGCACAUCGAGUCCCAGAAAUGUGCUAGGAAUAAGGAGCUUUUCUCCCCGCUAGUCAGGCAGUACUUGAGUCGGCCAUAUGAGUCCAAGUUUUUCGUCAAUGCUAGAACGGCGGAGAUUAGCAUCCAUGGAAUUUCACCAUUCGUGCCGCCUCCACUCCGGCCCUAUGACGACGAUGACGACGACAGAGGCCUCAGUUUUCAGAUUUGGGCAGACCCUACAUGCGAAUCAGAGAUUCACAUCAAGCUCGAGGUUGACGUUCUGGGGAGUAUUGGCAAGCUAUACAUGCGAUACAGAACUGUCUUUGCGGCCUUCCCACUGUUAAUAGUGGCCCUUGUCCUCGCGAAGCAGUUCCAGCUGUAUGACGAGACAGGCGUUUUCGUGUCAUUCACGGAAGCCCUAGAUCUUUCUCUUCGAGGGUCCUUCCUGGUCACCGUGAUCUGUCUGACCGUACUAUCAGUCUCCGGUUGGGGAGCGACCAGGACCAUUAGCCCGGGAAGCGGAGCAAACAGCACGUCCGGUGUCGACUUUUACCAGAAUGACAGCGUGACCGGCAUGAGUGAUCCCUUCUUUUGGUUCCUCGUCCCAAUCAUCGCCGGGAUCAGUGUUGGAGUCUGCGCUGGACUUCACUACGUGACCCUUUUACUCACACAAAUUACCGCAGUUGUUUGUGGCUUUUUCACCCGACACUCGAGUAGUGCUGAUGAAACACCCAAAGGAACUUCAUCUCCCGGCCUAUUCUCACCAACGUCGCCGCAGCGCCGCGCGAUAACGACUGGUAUUCUCUUGCUUCUCGUGUCGACAUUCAUCCCAUAUCAGUUCGCGUAUCUUGUCGCUUGUCUUGUGCAACUUAUCACCACCAUCCGCGCACUGCGGACGUUUUCGCAUCAUAAUCAAAUGAUGAAUUACAAUUUCUACAACUAUGCACACUCUAUACUUCUACUAAUGCUCUGGGUGCUGCCUAUCAACCUGCCAAUUCUGGCCGUGUGGCUCCGAAACCUUGCGGUUCAGUGGCUAACGCCAUUUUCUUCCCACCAUAAUGUCCUCUCCAUUAUUUCAUUUAUUCUUCUCGUCGAGAAUAUGACGACUGGGAAGAUGAUUCCCCGAGUCACCGGCCGUCUCAGGCACGUCACAGGAGCCUUAUUCAUUGGGACCGCAUUCUACGCUGGAGUUUACGGCAUCACCUAUGCUUACCGGCUGCACCAUCUCGUGCAUCUAAUCUCGACUUGGUUGGUUCUAAUCUACCUCACUUCUGGUUCGUGGUCGUUGGGCAGUCUAAAGGCUCUUUUCGAAGAUGACAUGGUGGACGGCCGGAAGCGCGGGAAAACACCAUGA
This is a messenger RNA of Scedosporium apiospermum, 3387 nucleotides long. RefSeq names its product GPI inositol-deacylase. Gene Ontology annotation, biological process: GPI anchor metabolic process; endoplasmic reticulum to Golgi vesicle-mediated transport. The record is from RefSeq and is a predicted model, not a curated record. Gene Ontology annotation, cellular component: endoplasmic reticulum. The coding region runs from base 1 to 3387 and encodes 1128 amino acids. NCBI's taxonomy places the organism in Eukaryota, Fungi, Ascomycota, Sordariomycetes, Microascales, Microascaceae. Gene Ontology annotation, molecular function: phosphatidylinositol deacylase activity. The transcript is spliced from 2 exons.